UCCUCCGAUCCUGUAUGUCACUGCAAGCCGUCGCAGGUCCCCGAGGAAUCUGAAAAUGGAUAUUUCCUAUAUAGCAACAUUAUUUUUGAUACUUUUAAUAACAAUUUUAUUCCUUUGCAAUGUUUUGGGCGGCUGGACAAAUUUCCCUCCUGGACCCAGACCUCUGCCGCUGAUCGGAAACCUACAUAUUCUUAAUAUGAAGAAGCCGUAUCUCACAUUGAUGGAGCUGUCUAAGAAAUAUGGUUCCAUAUUCACCAUACAGAUGGGCACCAAGAAAAUGGUUGUUUUAGUUGGUUAUGAGACGGUAAAAGAUGCCCUGGUGAACAAUGCUGAAGAAUUUGGAGAGCGGGCAUCGAUGCCAAUAUUUCAUAAAAUGGAUAAAGGAACAGGUGUCGUCAUGUCCCGCGGAGAAAACUGGAAAGUCAUGAGACGAUUCACCAUUACAACCUUACGUGACUUCGGAAUGGGAAAGAGCAGCAUUGAGGAGAAAAUCAUAGAAGAAUGUGACAAUUUGGUUAAGCAGUUUCUAUCAUUCAACGGAAAACCAUUCGAUAACGCGGUGACAGUCAACUCCGCCAUUGCCAACAUAAUCGUGUCGAUAGUUCUCGGCCAUCGAAUGGGUUAUGAAGAUCCAACAUUCUUGAGGCUCUUGAGUUUGAUCAAUGAGAAUAUUCGGCUCGUGGCAUCUCCUAUGGUUUCGAUUUAUAAUUUGUGGCCUAGUUUCUUCGGAUUGCUUCCUGGAAGUCACAAAACCGUUCAAAAAAACUUGGCUGAACUAAACCUCUUCAUAACAAAGACGUUUGUCGGCCACCUGAAGAAUUUAGACGUUAACGAUCAGAGGAGUUUCAUCGAUGUGUUUCUUGUGAAGCAAAAAGAGGAGCAGAAUAAUCCCAACACAUAUUUCCAUAACCAAAACCUGAUUAGUCUUGUAAGAAACCUGUUUGCAGCUGGAAUGGAAACAACUUCUACAACCAUCCGCUGGGGUCUUCUUCUCAUGGUGAAAUACCCAGAAAUUCAAGAAAAAGUCCAAGAGGAGAUCUCCAGGGUGAUAGGUUCAGCAACACCUAGAUAUGAUCACCGUUCCAAAAUGCCCCUUACCAACGCGGCUAUCCACGAAAUACAGAGAUUUGCAAACAUCGUACCCAUGAAUUUGCCACACGAGACGUCUAAAGAUGUAAACUUCAAGGGAUAUUUCAUUCCUAAAGGAACUUAUAUUAUUCCAUUGUUAUACUCGGUUCUUCGUGACGAGACUCAGUUUCCAGAGCCGGAAAAGUUUAAUCCGUAUCGUUUUCUCGACUCAAAGGGGAAUUUUGUGAAGAACGAUGCCUUCAUGCCUUUUUCUGCAGGGCGCAGAGUUUGUGCCGGGGAAAAUCUAGCAAGAAUGGAGCUUUUCCUCUUUUUAACCAGUCUUCUGCAAAAAUUUACUUUCCGUCUACCACCUGGUGUGACUGAAGUGGAUCUCACCCCUGCUGUCGGAGUUACAACGCCCCCACUACCCCACAAGCUAUGCGCAAUACCAAGACUUUUUUUGCCUUUAAACCACAGAUUAACACAACACAUACCCUCUUUGAAAGAAACAAUGGAAUUGACUUUCCAUGGAGCAACGUUUGUUGUCCUAGGUUUGACGUUACUAUAUAUUUUUAAUAUUCUGAGCAAAUGGAAUUCAAGAAAAUUGAAGAAUUUUCCCCCUGGCCCCAGAUGUCUGCCGUUAAUUGGAAAUUUGCAUUGCAUAGAUCUGAAAAAACCUCACCUGACUUAUUUAAAGCUAUCCAAAACCUAUGGCCCCGUGUUCAGCGUUCAGAUGGGCAUGAAAAAAAUGGUGGUCCUGGCUGGAUACGAAACCGUAAAAGAUGCUCUGGUGAACCAUGCUGAAGAGUUCGGGGAAAGGUGGCUUUUGCCGAUAUUUAAAAAGAUGGACAAAGGGUUGGGUCUUACUCAUUCACAAGGAGAAAACUGGAAGGUAAUGAGAAGGUUCACUAUCACAACCUUACGUGACUUUGGAAUGGGGAAGAGUGGCAUAGAGGAGAAAAUCAAUGAGGAAGGUGGCCACUUGCUGAGACAUUUUGAAUCAUUAAAAGGUAAACCCUUUGAGUGCACUAUGAUACUGAAUGCCGCAGUUGCCAAUAUUAUAGUUGCCAUCCUACUUGGACAGCGCAUGGAUUACGAGGACCAAACAUUUACAAACCUCUUAAGUCUGGUCAAUGAGAACGUGAGACUUCUGGGAGCUCCGUCAGUUUCGAUAUAUAAUGUAUUCCCGUAUUUCGGAUUUCUUCCUGGAAGUCAUCAAACUAUUAUGAAAAAUGUGAAAGAACUUUGUGCCUUCAUUAAAAGCAAAUUUGUCCAGCAUCUAAAUAAUUUAGAUGCAGACGACCAGAGGAGUUUCAUUGAUACAUUCCUGGUUCGACAAAUCCAGGGUACAGAGGUCUCAAAAACUUAUUUCCAUGAAGAAAACUUACUCUUUCUUGUAAGAAAUUUGUUUUCUGCUGGAAUGGAAACAACAUCAACCACCCUCCGCUGGGGUCUACUUCUUAUGAUUAAAUAUCCAGAAAUCCAAGAAAAGGUCCAGAAGGAAAUUUCACAAGUAGUAGGACUAGCGCAGCCUAAUUGCAAUCACCGUGGACUAUUGCCAUAUACUAAUGCAGUCAUACAUGAAAUACAGAGAUUCGCAGAUAUUGUUCCGCUGAAUUUGCCCCAUGAAACUACGAAAGAUGUCACUUUUAAGGGAUAUUUUAUUCCAAAAGGAACAUGUAUAAUUCCAUUGCUCUCAUCCGUCCUGCGAGACAAGACACAAUUUGAUUAUCCAGAUGAAUUUAACCCAAAUAAUUUUCUAGAUGCAAAAGGAAAUUUCUUAAAAAAGGAUGCUUUUAUGCCAUUUUCAGCAGGUCGCAGGGUUUGUGCUGGAGAGAACCUGGCAAAAAUGGAGCUCUUUAUCUUUUUUACUAGCCUACUCCAGAAGUUCACAUUUUGUCUUCCUCCUGGGGUUGCAGAGGUCGACCUGACCUUGGGAAUUGGAUUCACUAAUACACCACCACUGCAAAUGAUCUGCGCUAAGCCACGUUUCUCGAAUUAACCUUCCCGGUAUGUACCGGAGGCUCCGGAAAUCACAGCCGAUCUGAAUCAUGGGCAAGGUCCAUCUUCCUAAGUCACCCUAUCCCCUCCCAUAUGGAUGGGGAGGACAUGGAGCUCCAAAGUCGCAGUGCUGGAAAUUUCCUAGCUGUGCUUAUACAUCCCGUAUAUAAUCAUUGGCUGUUAACACAGUAGAAAUAAUUGGGAUAAUUUAACUUUUUCUUCUAAUGCACUCAACAUUAUAUUGGUUUCCAUAUUUGUGUUUAAAUUGCAUCCCAAGUAGGCCAACAUAUGUCGAUUAGACUUUGCUCUCUUUAAUAAAGCUGAAUAGCCCAUGCUAAUUUAAUGGAA
This is a messenger RNA of Spea bombifrons (plains spadefoot toad), 3417 nucleotides long. RefSeq lists its product as uncharacterized. The record is from RefSeq and is a predicted model, not a curated record. Gene Ontology annotation, molecular function: iron ion binding; heme binding; oxidoreductase activity, acting on paired donors, with incorporation or reduction of molecular oxygen, reduced flavin or flavoprotein as one donor, and incorporation of one atom of oxygen. NCBI's taxonomy places the organism in Eukaryota, Metazoa, Chordata, Amphibia, Anura, Pelobatidae. Gene Ontology annotation, biological process: xenobiotic metabolic process. Gene Ontology annotation, cellular component: intracellular membrane-bounded organelle; cytoplasm. The transcript is spliced from 18 exons. Bases 56 to 3070 code for a protein of 1004 amino acids.